AUGAGUCCCAAUACGAAGGAGAAUACAAAUGGGGGGACGUCUGCGGAAAAGAGCGGAAACCUGCCCGCGCAGAUAUUGACGGGGAAACAGGAGCAUUAUCUCAAACGGGAGUUAGUCGGCGCUCAGGUUUCGAGCGAGAUCGUUGAGCUCAAUUCUCCAACUGCGUUACGACGAUUUGGCGCCCCAUUCAAGUCGGACUUUGGAGAAAUAGCGCCUGUUGACUCAGAAUUGCCAAUUCUACGUUAUAUAUUCGUUAACCAUGUCCGGAACUUUCCAUUUCUAGAUAAGGCACAUGAGAAGGAGUUUUGGCAAGAUCGUCUCCAGGUGUUUCUUGAGUCCUUUGCUAAUAAGAAUAUUUCAUCGAGUGAAGAUCGACAUGAAGAAACUAAGAGGCGGAAGCUCGCAAAGAAAUGCGAAAAAGUGGUCGAACUAAUGAUGGUUUCUGGGAUACCAACAUCCUCUGGGUAUGAGGAGAGAAUACGCUUCUCAGAAAUGGAGGUUGUUGACCGGGGGGCAAAUGAACAGGGGCUACUUGUCAACAUGCCCGAAGGAAAUAUUAUCAAUGGCUGGGAUGUUAACAUCGCAUCAGUCAGAACAACCUCCGUAAGGCGAACCUUGAGAUAUCACCAGCAUGCGGAAUUCUUAAUCCGUGUCCGGCAACAAGAUGGCCCUAGCAUCUACAUUGGCCGUCGCUUCGGUGAUUUUGCGAGAUUGCACAAAAAACUACGAACUGAGUUGCCUGGGAAAAUCAUACCUCCUCUUCCCAGGAAAAAUAAAACCUCGGUAUCAUCGUCAUUCAUUGGUUCAAAUCUGGACGACGAUGCUUCGUCCACAUCGUCUGUCAAUACCCUAGAGACAACUGAAGGCCAAUCUACUCGAAACCUCGUUGUUCCGGGCACCCUCAAACAUAAAACUUCCAUGUCCUCACUCAAAUCUAUAGGCUCACAGUCGCCUAGAGCAUCAGGAGAGCUACAGGGUGAAACUGUCACACUGUACAGAGAGGAGCAACGCGUAUCUCUUCGCGCAUUUUUGAGACUGAUUCUACAAAAUCAUAGAAUAGCCUCCUCCAAUGCGAUAAAGGAAUUCCUAACGGAUAAACCGAUCACCUUAAAUGAAGAGGAAGAGGUAGAUGUCGCAAGAAGAAAAGAGCUUGAUGCCAAACGCAUUGAAGAGCAAAGACGCUUUUACGAGAUUGCACGAAAACGCGCGCGUGAAUUAGAUGUUUAUAUGGAACAAUUCAGACAAGAUAUUGUGGAAAGAAAUGGCCUCACAAAACUAUUUCAGGAGAUUAGAGACAAGGACUCUGUAGAAGCGUUGAGUCCACAAUAUCAAAAGUUUGCAGAAUGGCUGCGUAUCGAGGUUGCGGCUACACUAUACCAUAUCUUUUUAGCUGAGGAUAAUUCUCCGGAAUUAUUCGCCCAGGCCAAACGGAUACACUCUUUGAUCCCGUAUUCGAUUUUAAAGAAUGUCAUCCGCAUUGCUAACCCUGCUGCCGUGAUGGCCGGAGUUCUGGACCUUUUCCUUGCUCAACCGUUUGGAGCUCGAUCUCUUUUACAGCGAAUAUUCGCCAUGGCGAUUCAAGACGGCGUGAAAGCUUUUCAAAAGUCAGUCGAUAGCCUAGCAGCGAGAAUCGAUGACAAUAUUCUAGUAGAUAAGCUUCGAGCAUUUACGGAAGCCGAUGAACAGGUGAAGAAUGAGCUCCGUGCAGAGGCAGAAGCAGAAAACGUUGAUAUAGUUGUGGUGAUCUUGCGGUCAGAACACUUCGAGCCGGAAUUGACUGUACGGCAAAUUGAGAAAGUGUUCAAUUCUUAUGUCGCUUGGGUGAGCGCAGUUGAAAGUAUUAAUGAUCCUGAGAUACAGCAAGGUGCUCAGUGGUUUUCAUACCUAAAGCAGCUUUUGAAAGUGCUCACGCGGCAAAGAGAUAAGAUGAUGAUGCUUAGUAUUAUUGAAGAGCAGCCUGUGACCCUACAACUUUUCCGUGAUUUAUUCACCAUCUUCUACGAGCCUCUGGUCCGUGUUUACAAAUCUGCCAACGUCUACAAUAGCAUCACAGACUUUGCAGAAUUUGCAAAUGAUGCUAUUGCUGUCAUUGAGCGAGCUCAGAGACAAGAUGUUUCUGCCGAUCCGAACCAAACUGUUCAGUCAUUUAUUGACCUUUGCACCCGCCAUCAGCAUAGCUUUUAUAAAUUCGUUCAUGAAGUUCAUAUUCAUGAUAACGGGCUCUUCGCAUCGCUAAUGACGUGGUUGGAAGAUAUUCUCAAGUUCCUUCGCGAGGGACCAGAAAGUGGGGGCACUCUUGACAUGAAUGCACUCUUCCAAGGAGCUGUUUCUGCUGGCCAGAUUGACAAGGACAUCGCGAUCGCCGAGAUUGACGCCCUGAUUAAAUGGCAUUCAGACAGAAAGAAAUGGCACCAGGAUAAAACCCGGCAGAAGAUGGCUGCUGAAGGUGUUAACGAGCAGAUUCCAGGUGCCUCUACGUUUAAAAGCAGUGACUUUGGGCUCCAUGAGGGUGACUUGGAAGACCUGGUAAUUGAAGAUGACAUUUCAGACCCAUCAGAUGAAAACUCUGAGGAUGAUGAUAUGGACCCUAUAGAAUUUGAACGCAAACGCCGUGCCAGGCAUCAGGACCGGCUCCGUCGUUCUGCAGGGGAACCAGUGAAACCUAAGAUAUCGGAGAUAUUGAAGCUACGGGACUCCUUUGGAUCGAUGUUAAGGAUGGUCCUCGCAUGA
Messenger RNA from Trichophyton benhamiae CBS 112371, 2730 nucleotides. RefSeq lists its product as uncharacterized. The record is from RefSeq and is a predicted model, not a curated record. The coding region runs from base 1 to 2730 and encodes 909 amino acids. NCBI's taxonomy places the organism in Eukaryota, Fungi, Ascomycota, Eurotiomycetes, Onygenales, Arthrodermataceae. Gene Ontology annotation, molecular function: phosphatidylinositol binding. The transcript has 9 exons.